AUGGAUUUGAAACUUGCUCAAGAAAUUGCAGUCAUGGCGGCAGCACUUGUUUCGUUGCCUUUCCUUUUUCAUUUCACCUUAACCAUACAUUUCACCACUGCCACCACAGCUUCAUAUAACCUAUUCAUUGUUCAACUCUCACCAUUAUCUCCCCACAAUUCGAAACACACCAUUUGGGAUCAUAACUCGGAUAACGUGUUAAAGCAAGUUCCCACCAAUGAUUACGUUUCCAAUCUCGUUCCUAGCUCCAGAAAUGUAGUGUUCUUGAUGAAUGUCUCCAUUGGUGAACCACCUGUUCCACAACUUGCUGUGAUGGACACUGGCAGCAGCCUUACAUGGUUUAUGUGUGAACCUUGCACAUUUUGUUCACAGCAAACUAUUCCAGUAUUUGAUCCUUCAAAGUCCUCCACAUAUGCUAGCUUGACAUGCAGUGAAUGUAACAAAUGUGAUGUGAAGAAUAAUAAUGGUGAGUGUCCAUACAAUUUAGAGUAUGUUGGGAGCGGUUCAUCACAAGGAAUCUAUGUUAAGGAACAGUUAACUUUAGAGACAACAGAUGAAGGCACAGUGAGAGUACCUGGUUUGAUAUUUGGCUGUGGUCGUAAGUUUACUGUAGCUUCCGACGGUUACCCAUAUCUAGGAAUCAAUGGGGUGUUUGGACUUGGAAGUGGAAGGUUUUCUCUGCUUCCUAGUUUUGGUAAGAAAUUUUCAUAUUGUGUUGGAAGUUUGAGAAAUAGUAAUUAUAAGUUUAAUAAAUUGGUGUUGGGGGAUAAAGCCAAUAUGCAAGGUGACUCAACUGCUUUGCAUGUGAUUAAUGGUUUGUAUUAUGUUACUCUAGAAGCUAUAAGUGUUGGUGGGAAAAAGCUUGAUAUAGAUCCAAGUAUAUUUGAAAGAUCAAGGAUAAAUAAUAACAGUGGAGUGAUAAUAGACUCUGGAGCAGACCACACUUGGCUUACAAAAUAUGGAUUUGAAGUGCUGAGCAUAGAAGUUGAGAAUCUUCUUGAAGGGGUUUUGGGCGAAGAUAAGCACAACCAUUAUACUUUGUGCUAUGAUGGGGUAGUAAGCAGGGAUCUAAGUGGGUUUCCGGUGGUGACAUUUCAUUUUGCUGAGGGUGCUGUUUUGGAUUUGGAUGUAACAAGCAUGUUUACCCAGACAUCAGAGAAUGAAUUUUGCAUGGCUGUGCUUCCAGGGAACUAUUUUGGAGAUGACUAUGAAAGUUUUUCUUCUAUUGGAAUGUUGGCCCAACAGUAUUACAAUGUGGGUUAUGACUUGAAUGGGAUGCGUCUCUACCUUCAGAGGAUUGACUGUCAACUUCUUGAUGGGUGA
Molecule: messenger RNA, 1323 nt
Organism: Vigna unguiculata (cowpea)
Lineage: Eukaryota; Viridiplantae; Streptophyta; Magnoliopsida; Fabales; Fabaceae
Product: aspartyl protease UND-like
Biological process (GO): proteolysis
Cellular component (GO): extracellular region
Molecular function (GO): aspartic-type endopeptidase activity
Source: RefSeq, a predicted model, not a curated record